This is a messenger RNA of Xenia sp. Carnegie-2017, 4196 nucleotides long. RefSeq names its product protein NLRC3-like. The annotation marks the transcript as partial. Gene Ontology annotation, molecular function: protein binding. The record is from RefSeq and is a predicted model, not a curated record. Lineage: Eukaryota; Metazoa; Cnidaria; Anthozoa; Malacalcyonacea; Xeniidae. The transcript has 7 exons.
AGAAACCAUAAUAGCAAGUAUUUUAUUGGUUUUUGGACUUGGCGUUGCCAACACGCGUGGAAUUUUCUGAUGAUAGAGUAUAACAAGAUCCUGUUUUCUUUGCUUUUUAUCAUUUCCGUUACAUAGUGAGAUGUAAAAGAAGCCUGUGUUUGGUAAAGAAUUUCAAGUCCCACCUAUUCCUAAACGUACAGACAAAAAGGAUCGGACCCAGUCAGAAAGAGGUGGCCACAUCAAGGUAAAUGAUGUCAAUAAACAAUGAAGGCAUGGACUCAUAUGAACAUUCAGACAAUUGAGUUGUGAGCUUUUCACUCUCAUGAACAUGGUGUGCAUCAUCGUGACGUUUCUCGGGUAAAUCCACAGGCUGAAAUUGUUCAUAUAUACAAUCUGGAAGCCAAACUGUGUGGAGCUAACUGAAGCCACAAAUAAUGGAUCCGAAAAUGGAUGCUAUUUUCAGAGCCAUACCACUGAAUUGUUUUCCCUUGUUUGAAAAAAUACUGCUGUCUAUCUAUUUGACAUUUACAAUCAUCGCUCCUGGAAUUUCAAAAACAUUCGAUCGUCAAACUUCUUUUACUUGUAAUGACAAGAUGAUUUCAAAAUUCCAAGAAACUUCUCUUAUAAAGAACAUUGAAUCAAGUUGUUUGAGACAAUACCAAAAUGAAACUUGGGAUAAUAUAUAUGUGGUGUCCUUCAAUUUCUUUUUUCUCUUUUUUUGGGGUAUGAUCUAUGGACAGUCUGUGAGCAAUCGACUUAAAAACUUUGAUAAGUUCUUGUCAGAAAGAAGCAGUGAAGUCAGAAAGGUUGCAUCUAGUUCUUGGGCAUUCUAUUAUUACAUCAUUUAUUUGACUGUACGCGUGAUCGGGUUGUCUAGAUUUGUUACAGUACUGCUUCCAUCCAUGUUUCCCAUUGAAUAUUCUUGUUCGUGGCGUCCAACAACAAACGAAAACUCUUCGUUCAACAGUAUAAUUCUUCCUCCAUAUAACGAAACUUUCCUUAAUUGUGAAAUUCGCGAUGGUAACAGUGAAUGGUGGAUUAAAUUUGUUGUAGCUGUUGAUGUUUUAUCGAUAAUAAUGACGAUAUGUCAGCUAAUAUACCUAUUAAAUAAGGCCAGUAGUGACAAUUUUUUCACAUCAGAUAAGGAGUUUUUCACGGUAUACAUACUCCAAAAACGUGCAGAAUUUCGAAAAUGGAUAAAAGAAAUAAAAAAUAAACUUCACUUGAACAAACUAUUUAAUAUCCACGAUAACGUAGGCAAUGCACAAAUGUCUGUCCAAAAUCUUAAAGAUAUUUAUGUCAACGUCAUAAUGCAAGCAGAAAGACAAUUAAGUAAAGCUUACCCAGAAACGCAUGAAAGACACGAGAUCCUUCAUUGUCAUUUCAAACCUAAUGAAAGUGCGAAAAAACUCACAAGAGCAACUGACAUUUUUAAGUCAAUUCCAAAUAGCAAGUCGUAUCCUAGCUCCAUUUUAGUCAUUGGAAGGCCAGGAAUUGGUAAAACUAUGUUGACGAAAAAACUUAUUCAUGAAUGGAAGACAAAUGAAGACGACUUUUGGCGCGAUAAGCUGGUCAUUUUAUUGCAAUGUCGUGCGAUUAAAGAGAAGUACAUUACUUUUGAAAAAAUGUUAAAGAGUUGCGUUGGAUUUUCAUUUGAACUGUUUUCAGAUAUUUACGAAUUUAUAAUGUUAAAUCCUGAAAGAACUGUUCUUGUCGUCGACGGUCUUGAUGAAUUGCCUUUAGAUAAUGGAGAUCUUCGAACUGACGACUCAGGGUCCCCUAAUGAAAAAAGGCACGUCAUUACACACUUAAGUAUGCUACUUGAAGGUAAACUAUUGCCUGAUGUUACUGUUCUUAUUACAUCACGACCCACAGCUGAACAUAAAUUUCGAGAUAUGGAAUUCGCGAGGACAGUUGAAAUCUUGGGCUUUUUUGAGGAUGAGAUAAAAGAAUUCGUGGAAAAGUUUUGUCAUGAAGAUAGGAAUAUUGCUGACCGUAUUCUAAAUAAGAUUGAAAUUUCUCUUGAACUUCGCAGCUUUUGUUACAUCCCUAUUAACACUAAAAUUGUUUGUAUGACCUUAAAGGAAUGUUUUGCAGAUGAUGAAAACUAUAGUCCAAAGACUAUCACUGAAUUGUACGAUAGAGCAAUUAAAGUAUUACUAUGGCAAAGCCAUCCCCUUCUCAGGGACAAGACUACAGAAAAGGAUUACUUGAGUAUUCCUUUACCAUCCAAGCUUGACAAAGAUCUACAAGAAAUAAAAUAUGUUGCCAUGGAAGGGCUUAAAGACGGACGCCUGAUUUUUGAAAGAAAAAGUAACAGUAACUUUAAAAAUCUGGAAAACUGUGGCAUUUUCAAUAAGAUUUAUGAUGAUGAACACCAUCUUUACUGUUUUCUUCAUUUGACUCUUCAAGAGUUUUUUGCAGCGUGGUAUAUUGUUGACAAUUGGCAAAACAUUGGAAAGUUUUUGGAUGAUCAUGUUGAAGAUCCUAAAUGGCAUUUGGUAGUCGAAUUUGCUGCUGGUUUGGUUGGAAAUGAAAAGAAAGAGAAGAGAAAAGAUAUCAGCGUUAUUCUAGAGAGGUUAGAAAGUUGGAUGUCACAUUUAUUUUUCUCAGAGGGUAAUAAAGCACUUGGUUUUCUUGGAAUGAAGUGCUUAUACGAAUUACAAGACGACGAUGAGAUGAGAUCAAUUUGCGAGUCAAAUAAUUUUUCUGAAACAAUAUCCGUUGAUAAAGUUUCUUUCACGCCUCUUGACUCAAACGUCUUCUUUGAAUUUCUCUCUAUAUACUUACAAUUAAGAAAACUCGCGUUUUUUUCAUGCCAAUUUCCUGAUAAUCAUAGCGUCGUUAGAUUGUCAAAAUAUUUGACAAAUGCAACAGCAUGCAAUGUAUUUUCUUUAAAAAUCAACUCCUGUUCUGUUAAAAAUAUAUCAAAGCAUCUUAGUAAAGCUUUAAAAAGUGAAAAUUGUAAACUUAGUGAAUUGGAAAUUAGAAAAAACAAUAUAGGUGAAGAAGGUGCUAAAUAUCUUAGUAAAGCUUUAAAAAGUAAGAAUUCUAAACUUACUAAUUUGAUUAUUAAUAGCAACAACAUGGGAGAUAAAUGUGCAAAAUAUUUUAGCGAAGCUUUGACAAGUGAGAAUUGUAAACUUACUGAAUUGUCUCUUAGUCGUAACAAAAUAGCAGCUGGAGGUGCAAAGUAUCUUAGUGAAGCUUUAAAAAGUGAGACUUGUAAACUUACUAAAUUGUCUCUUUCUCAUAACAAUAUAGGUGAUGGAGGUGCAAAAUCUCUUAGUAAAGCUUUGAAAAGUGAGAAUUGUAAGCUUACUGAAUUGGAUCUUUCUCAUAACAAGAUAGGUGAUGGAGGUGCAAAAUCUCUUAGUAAAGCUUUGAAAAGUGAGAAUUGUAAGCUUACUGAAUUGUCUCUUUCUCAUAACAAGAUAGGUGAUAAAGGUGCAAAAUCUCUUAGUGAAGCUUUGAAAAGUGAGAAUUGUAAACUUACUGAAUUGUCUCUUUAUAUUAACAAGAUAGGUGAUGAAGGUGCAAAAUCUCUUAGUAAAGCUUUGAAAAGUGAGAACUGUAAACUUACUGAAUUGGAUCUUUCUCAAAAAAACAUAGGUGAUGGAGUUGCAAAAUCUCUUAGUGAAGCUUUGAAAAGUAAGAAUUGUAAGCUUACUGAAUUAGAUCUUUCUUAUCACACGAUAGGUGAUAAAGGUGCAAAAUAUCUUAAUGAAGCUUUGAAAAGUGAGAAUUGUAAACUUACUAAAUUGUCUCUUUCUCAAAACAAGAUUGGUGAUGGAGGUGCAAAAUCUCUUAGUGAAGCUUUGAAAAGUGAGAAUUGUAAAAUUAUUGAAGUGUCUCUUUCUCAUAACAAGAUAGGUGAUGAAGGUUCUCUUGAUAGUAACAAGAUAGGUGAUGAAGGUGCAAAAUCUCUUAGUGAAGCUGAAGCUUUGAAAAGUGAGAAUUGUAAACUUACUGAAUUGUCUCUUUCUCAUAACAAGAUAGGUGAUGGAGGUGCAAAAUCUCUUAGUGAAGCUUUGAAAAGUGAGAAUUGUAAACUUACUGAAUUGUCUCUUUCUAAUAACAAGAUAGGUGAUGAAGGUGCAAAAUCUCUUAGUGAAGCUUUGAAAAGUGAGAAUUGUAAACUUACUGAAUUGUCUCUUGAUAGUAACAAGAUAGAUGAUGAAGGUGCAAAAUCUCUUAGUGAAGCU